AUGGUCCUAGGACUACUUACUGCUAUAGCGGCUUGUCCUGCGAUCGUUGGUACUACUGAAGCGGUCCGCCAAGGGCAAAGAACAAAUGCAAAAGAAAAACACAGAGGUGUGAAAUCGAAUCUCAUCAUUUCCUGCGCCAGGACUUCAAACGCGGGCAGGUACAUUGAUGGAUGUUCCAUAGUGUUGCGCGACAAUAAGCUAAACAUUGCGUUGCCUACGGCUGAGGGUCGGACCGAUAUAUCACAGCAUCCAUUCGCAGGAUAUUUUCUUCCCUAUCCGGAGCGAAACUGGGGCCGCAAGGGAGAAGGCAUGGUCUCUACGAUCUGCGAUGAGCCUCCACAACUAAAUUGGAUAUACGUGGACGAAGAAACUUAUGAAGUAAAAUACGGCUUGCGAACAGACUCGGAAGACCAUCUUGUUGGUCCGUGGGACUGCACUCCAAUCGAGAAGAGAAUUACUUUGGAGGGUUGGGAGGGUUUUAUGGCUGUGGAAGUUGAGGGUUCAUGGGCGCUCUAUUUUGAUCGGGACGACAAUGGCUUGCAAGAAAAGAUAUUUGAAGGAAGGAUUUUAGAAGUUGAACUGACAAGGAAAGAGAGAAGGAAGUAUAAAGAUGAUGAUUAA
Messenger RNA from Penicillium manginii, 621 nucleotides. RefSeq lists its product as uncharacterized. The transcript has 2 exons. Lineage: Eukaryota; Fungi; Ascomycota; Eurotiomycetes; Eurotiales; Aspergillaceae. The coding region runs from base 1 to 621 and encodes 206 amino acids. The record is from RefSeq and is a predicted model, not a curated record.